Prunus mume (Japanese apricot) is the source of this 1627-nucleotide messenger RNA. Its product is annotated as Endosomal targeting BRO1-like domain-containing protein. NCBI's taxonomy places the organism in Eukaryota, Viridiplantae, Streptophyta, Magnoliopsida, Rosales, Rosaceae. The record is from RefSeq and is a predicted model, not a curated record.
UGACCUCUUAUAAAAAAAUCGAAAUCUUAGCCGAGAAGCAAACGAACGAAUCCAGUAGGCAAUGAUCCUGAAAACGACCCAAAACAACAAAACCCAUUGGAAAAUGGUACGCGCUAAAUAAGCCGCGGACGAACCACACUCUUCUUACUCUUCUCUCUGCUUCUUAACCUGAAAGCUGAUCUCUACUAGUAAUCUGAGCUCUGUAAAGGUAAAGGUUUUAGAAACUUCUCGUAAAACCCAGAUAUUGUCUGGGCUUUGUUUAAUUGGCAACGAUGAUGCUUCAUUUUCGAGACCCGGCAAAGUUGAAGACUAAGAAGAUUGUGUUUGAAGAGGCUUAUGCUGCUCGUGAUUCCAUAACACUUGAGCAACUGAAAGAAUUGAGCUCUAAGCGUAGAAUGAUUGAGGAGUCUAUUAAUGAGAGCAGCUCCAUUACUACGGCCAUUGCAAGAGAAAUGUCUGGAGGGUUAACUUCUCGUUCUCAACAGGUUCUUCACAACCUAGAAAUGUAUCUUCCAUUGCUGGAGAAUUUGAUUUUCCAUGUUGGCAUGAUCAGCGACUUCGGCCAGAUAGUUCGAUGGAAUUCAGAACUUAAGAUGCAAUGGACUAGUGCUCUUAGUUCAUCUUCUUUCUUUAACUUUAAAGGUCCAAAAUAUUUUCAAAUCAAUAGCUUGCAGUUUGAGAUUGGUAUGACCCUUUUCCUUUAUGGUGCAAUCCUUCAGGAGAGGGCAUUAGAAGUUCUUCCUGCAGACCUAGUGCAAUCGGCCACCCUUUUCAGAGAAGCUGCUGGUGUUUUUCAUCAUCUUGCUCAUAAGGUUCUUCCUAUUCUACAAUAUUCACUCACUGCGGAAAGGCCACCAGAAGUUGUCUCAUCUGUGUCCACUGUCAUGAGCCUCAUUUGUUUGGCCGAGGCCCAGGCGGUAACAACAAAGAGGGCUGAAGAGAAGGGCACUACCGUGGGUCUUUUGGCAAAGUUGCAUCAUGGUGUUGCAGAGUUGCUUGAUGAAGCUGCAGGUGUUUUAAAUACAGCAAGUAGGGAUUGUAAUGAUAUUUCUUCACGCAUUGUGGAAUUCAUAUCAUGUUGCAAAGCGCUACAUGAGUUAAAAAGUAAGAAAUACUUUGCUGAAAGCCUGAAGAUUGCCAACCAAUUCGGGGCUGCCAUCGGAGUUCUUCGAGUUGCACUGGUUGAUGUGAAGAAGAAGAAAAUGCCAGGCGAAGAGUCAUGGAAAUAUGUUCUCAAAGAGGAAAUUGAUAAGUUUGCGGAAUUACUCAGGAAGCAUGAACAUGAAAACGAGUUUGUUUGGCAUGAGAAAGUCCCCUCUGAGGAUGAGUUGCCAGAACCUGAAGGUAACAAAAUUGCAAGUAUCAUACCUUAUCAACCCAAAAGAUGGGAAAGACAACUUGCCUUCAAGAUUUGAAUGUACAAGAACCACUUAUUGUAAAGCAUUUCUGUUUCAGGUGAAGCCAAACAAAUUAAAGAUUCCUAGAUUAGCGAAAAUCCAAGUUUUUGCUGGUUUCUUUCUUUAGCUAUAUGUGCUGAACAAAAUUGUGUAUAUUGAGUUGCAACUUUGCUGGUGCAUUGCUGCGUUAUCUCCUACAAAAGAAAGGAAUUUCAGUUACAUUCUUUUAA